AUGGGUCCGUACAUGCGAGGAGGCUACAUUACAAGCUGGGCUCGAUAUCGUCAAGGUCGCGGUAGGUUCACACCAGAGGACUACAAACCUGGCCUGUGCACACAUCUAUUCUACGCGUUUGCUGUGUUCCGUGACGACUACAUAGUGACGGAAAGUGAUCCGAACGAUGGAGGUUAUGCGAGCGUGAAUUGUUUGAAGAACAGAGAUCCGGGACUCAAAACAUUAAUUUCGAUUGGCGGAUGGUCAGUUGGUGAUGUGUUACUCAGGCAAACCUUUAAGAAUAUGUCAAGUUCGCCGAGAGGAAGAGCCACUUCGAAGAGCACUAGAGCUACGUUCAUCAAUUCCGCGAUUCAAUUCGUCCGUCGUUAUGGUUCCGAUGGAAUCGAUAUCGACUGGGAAUAUCCUGAGAGUGAAACGGAUAAGCACAACUUUUCUGCGUUGCUGAGAGAACUGCGCGAUGAAGGCGGACCAGGCUUGAUUAUAACUGCUGCCGUAGCAGCUGUAGAGUGGAGAAUUCGAAACGGAUACGAGGUCCGCGAAAUUGCCAAGCAUUUGGAUUUUGUGAUGGUGAUGUCGUACGAUUUCCACGGUGUGUGGGAACAAAGAACUGGUUUCAACAGUCCGCUAUACUCCCAAGACGGAUUGAGCGUUCAUGACGCAGCUACAUUCAUGGCAUCUCAAGGCAUGCCCCGCUCUAAGAUUGUUAUCGGUAUACCAUCGUACGGUCGUGGAUGGACUCUCUCGAAUUCAUCCAACGCGGGUUUGGGUGCUGCUGCAAAGGGUCCGUCCAGAGCGGGAACAUACACUCGCAAAGAAGGUCUAGCCUCUUACUACGAGAUACGCGACAUGUUGGCGAGUGGAGCGCGGAGACAUUGGGAUGAUGAACAGCGAGUACCAUACUUAGUGCAGGGCGAUCAGUGGUUCGGUUAUGACGAUGAGGAAUCAGUCACCGAGAAGAUGCAAUACAUCAAAAGGCAUGGUUACGGUGGUGCGUUUGUUUGGACUCUUGAUUUUGACGACUUCAACGGGCAGUCGUCCGGUGGCAGGCGCUACCCGAUCAUGUCAACAAUUGCCAAAGAACUCAGAGGUAGCGUUUUUCUCGUAAUAUAUCUUNUAUUGUCGAAGGGAAUGGAGAGAACACCUCAAUGCUCAGCUAUUAGUAAAUUGAACAGGCUAAUUUCUGCGGGAACGUGA
Molecule: messenger RNA, 1194 nt
Organism: Anisakis simplex (herring worm)
Lineage: Eukaryota; Metazoa; Nematoda; Chromadorea; Rhabditida; Anisakidae
Source: the annotation of a GenBank genome assembly